GACCUGUGGUGUACUGGAAUAGGGAAAAUAUCGUGGCCCUUAAGCAUCUCAAGUGGCUGGAAGCAGAGAACAGGGAGGAAAUGAGUGGGAGAUAAAUCAUCCAAAGACAUGCCUGUGUCUAGCUUGGCAAGCUGCUAUGGCAUCUGGACCUAAAAUGUCGGCCCCCCAGUGUCUGAUAGAAAAUAUUAAUGAGCAGCUGUCAGUGAACCAGGAAGCCAUACAGAUUCUUGGUAGGAUUUCGAAUCCAGUGGUGGUGGUGGCCAUUGUUGGACUGUACCGUACUGGAAAGUCCUACUUGAUGAACCGCCUGGCAGGAAGGAACAGUGGUUUCCCUCUGGGCUCCACAGUGCAAUCUGAAACCAAAGGCAUCUGGAUGUGGUGUGUGCCCCACCCAACCAAGCCAAACCAAACGCUGGUCCUUCUGGACACUGAGGGGCUGGGUGAUGUAGAAAAGGGUGAUCCUAAGAAUGACUCCUGGAUCUUCGCCCUGGCCGUGCUUCUGAGCAGUACCUUUGUCUACAACAGCAUGGGCACGAUCAACCACCAGGCCCUGGAGCAGCUGUAUUACGUGACAGAACUCACAGAACUAAUCAGGGCAAAGUCCUCCUCAAAUUCUGAUGGAGUAAAAGAUUCCACAGAGUUUGUGAGUUUCUUCCCCAGCUUCAUCUGGACUGUUCGGGAUUUCACUCUGGAGCUGAAGUUGCAAGAUCAGCCUGUGACAGCGGAUCAGUACCUGGAGCAUGCCUUGAAGCUGAUUAAAGGUAACAAUCCCAGAGCACAGAAAUCCAAUCUUCCCAGGGAGUGCAUCAGGAAUUACUUUCCAUAUCGGAAGUGUUUUGUCUUUGAUUGGCCAACAAAUGACAAAAAUCACCUACUCAAACUGGAGAACAUCUCAGAAGACCAACUGGACCCUAAAUUCCUAGAACAAACACACAGUUUCUGUUCUUAUGUCCUCACUAAUGCACAGAUCAAGACCCUCAAAGAAGGAAUUGUUGUCACUGGGAAUCGGCUGGGGGCUCUGGUGGAGACCUACGUGAAGGCCAUCAACAGUGGGGCCGUGCCUUGCCUGGAAAACGCAGUGACCACUCUGGCCCAGCGUGAGAACACAGCAGCAGUGCACAAGGCAGCUGACUUCUACAGUGAGCAGAUGGCCCUGCGCCUGCGGCUCCCCACAGACUCGCUCCAGGAGCUACUGGACGAGCACAUAGCCUGUGAGAAGGAGGCCAUCGCUGUCUUCAUGGAGCUCUCCUUCAAGGAUGAAGACCAGGAAUUCCAGAAUCAGCUGGUGAAAAUUAUAGAGAAUAAGAAGGCGGAUUUCUUGCUGAAUAAUGAAAAGGAAUCUGAUCAAUACUGCCAGGAUAAAAUGAAUCUACUUUCAAAAGCAUUAAUGGAAAACAUUUCAGCAGGAACUUUCUCUGUUCCUGGAGGGCACCAGCUAUACAUGGAAGCAAGGCAAAAAGUUGAAAAGGACUAUUGGCAAGUGCCUGGGAAAGGAGUCAAGGCAGGGGAGGUCUUCCAGAGGUUCCUGAAGUCACAGGCAGCAAUAGAAGAAUCUGUUCUGCAUUCAGAUAAAGCUCUUAGUGAUGGUGAGAAGGCUAUGGCAGCUGAGAAGGCCAAGAAGGAAGCAGCUGAGAAGGAACAAGAACUUUUAAGGCAGGAAGUACAGGAACAAGAGCAGAAGAUAGCAGCUCAAGAGAGGACUAUGAAAGAAAAUAUGGAACAACUAGAAAAGAAGCUGAUAUCGGAGAGAGAAAACAUCCUAAGAGACCAGAAAAAAAUAUUAGAUCAGCAACUUAAGUUGCAAAAGGAUUAUCUUGAAGAAGGAUUUAGGAAUAAAUCUGCAGCAAUGAAUGAAGAAAUAAAUAACUUGAAGAAAAGAAUACAAUCCAUGGAAAAUGAUGGCGCAUCUUUCAUUGAGCAAGCCUUGAUUGGCUUUGGGAGAGCAAUAGCUUCAGUAGUGUUUGCUCCUGCUACAAUAAUGGUUGGAUUUGUAAAGGGAAUUUCUUCAAUCUUUAAAUAAAAUUAUCUCUACUUCUAAAGAAAUGAUA
Messenger RNA from Cavia porcellus (domestic guinea pig), 2048 nucleotides. RefSeq names its product guanylate-binding protein 6. The record is from RefSeq and is a predicted model, not a curated record. Gene Ontology annotation, molecular function: GTPase activity; GTP binding. The transcript has 12 exons. NCBI's taxonomy places the organism in Eukaryota, Metazoa, Chordata, Mammalia, Rodentia, Caviidae. Bases 137 to 2020 code for a protein of 627 amino acids.